Leptidea sinapis is the source of this 4556-nucleotide messenger RNA. RefSeq names its product STE20/SPS1-related proline-alanine-rich protein kinase (gene fray). Lineage: Eukaryota; Metazoa; Arthropoda; Insecta; Lepidoptera; Pieridae. Gene Ontology annotation, molecular function: protein serine/threonine kinase activity; ATP binding. The transcript has a single exon. Gene Ontology annotation, biological process: protein phosphorylation. Bases 1 to 1464 code for a protein of 487 amino acids. The record is from RefSeq and is a predicted model, not a curated record.
AUGGCGGGUUCGGGUCAUAUGUGGCCUAACAGCCAAGAUGAUUAUGAAUUGUUGGAAGUAAUAGGAGUUGGUGCUACGGCGGUGGUACAUGCUGCUUUCUGCCGUCCCCGGGGCGAAAAAUGCGCCAUAAAACGCAUCAAUCUAGAGAAAUGGAAUACAUCUAUGGAUGAACUUCUAAAAGAGAUUCAAGCCAUGUCAAGUUGUAACCAUGAAAAUGUGGUGACAUACUACACCAGCUUUGUAGUGAAGGAAGAGCUGUGGCUUGUAUUGAGGCUCCUCGAAGGAGGUAGCUUACUUGAUAUAAUAAAACAUAAAAUGAGGGUAUCAAACUGCAAACAUGGCGUGUUUGAUGAGGCCACCAUCGCAACUGUCCUGAAAGAGGUGUUAAAAGGCCUGGAAUAUUUCCAUCAGAAUGGGCAGAUUCAUAGAGAUAUCAAAGCUGGUAAUAUUCUUCUUGGAGAUGAUGGCACUGUUCAGAUUGCAGACUUUGGUGUAUCCGCUUGGCUCGCUACUGGUCGCGAUCUAUCGCGCCAAAAAGUCCGCCAUACAUUUGUUGGCACACCAUGCUGGAUGGCACCCGAAGUCAUGGAACAAAAUCAUGGUUAUGACUUCAAAGCUGAUAUUUGGUCUUUCGGAAUAACAGCCAUCGAAAUGGCCACUGGUACAGCCCCCUACCAUAAAUACCCACCAAUGAAGGUGUUAAUGCUUACAUUACAAAAUGAUCCACCCACAUUAGAUACUGGUGCAGAAGAAAAAGACCAGUAUAAAGCCUAUGGGAAGACAUUUAGGAAAAUGAUCUUUGAGUGUCUCCAAAAGGAUCCGACUAAGAGACCUUCGGCCACAGAGUUAUUGAAACAUUCAUUCUUUAAAAAAGCAAAGGACAGAAAAUACCUAGUACAGACUUUGGUUUCAAUUGGACCAAGUAUGGAGACUCGGGUACAUAAAGCAAGUAAACGUCAACCUGGAGCAUCCGGCAGGUUGCAUAGGAUGGAAACUGGUGAAUGGGUUUGGGAGAGUGAUGAAGACGACGAGGAUGAUGAUGGCGACUCAGGUCGAGAUAGGCCUAUGAACCAACUUCUUCCUGCUGAUGCUUCAGACAGUGAAAGUGAUAGUGAAUCUCGGCCAGGGUUUACGAUUGGCUCGAUUGAAGCUGAAGAAGCACCUCUUAUCAACUUGGUUCUUAGAAUGAGAAAUUCUCAGAAAGAACUUAAUGAUAUUCGAUUUGAGUUUGCUCCUGGCAAAGAUUCUGCCGAUGGUAUUGCUACAGAGUUAGUUGGGGCUGGUCUGGUAGAUUCUAGGGACUCCAACAUAAUAGCUCAACAGUUACAGUUCCUUGUAGAUUCCUACAUAUUCCCGAACAAUACGACCCGCUCCCAAACUUUCCGUCUUGAAUCUGCUGAUCCAGCGGAACCUGUUGAUGAGAAGGGUCUUGUUGGUUACGCUCAGAUAUCAAUCGUCGACUGAUUGCAAACAGAACAACAAGAGCGCCGCGUAAAUUCUGGUUACGUAUCUCCUUAUCGUAGUGUAUAAGCACAAAAGGUGAUCUAAUACUUUAUUGCGAGAUGGUAGAUUAAAUAUAUCAUGUUUGUAAAUAGUUUUAGCACUCAUGCAGACUAACUACUGAGGUAAUAUAUUUUUCUUGAAACUGAAAAAAAAUACCAACUUGAUAAUAUCCUGGGCUUUUGUUAUUACCUACUAGAUUCAGAGCUAACAGCAGUGACGGUCCUGGCAACAUUUUCAAAGAUCUGGCGUCCCUUAAAUUUGUUUUUUAUUGUGUACGAUUUGAAAUCCAAUUAAAAAUCACAUACGGUUUUGGAGUUUUGACGCUAUAACUAAACCAAAUUACUGCUGCAAAAAAUGGCAAAUCGUUUAACCAGUUUGUGCCAGUAUUUACUGUGGUUUUUGUAUUAAAUUACAGAUCAGAAGUAAAUAUUACGUUGUCCAAUUUUAUUUAUUGUGUUACAUACAUGCACAUAUUAAUCACUAGUAUUGAGACGCGAUGACAAAUGCCUCCAGUCGUCAAAUCCAUAUUUUCUCAAUUAGAAUUGUGUUUUGUGUUAAGUAAACGACAGCAAAAAGAAUGUGCGUUAUGUGCAGGUUUUGAUAAACGAUCCAUCUUUUGGAAAAUCUUUCCAUUUGUCAUUACUUUUUCAAAAUAUGACCGUCACAAUUGUUUAGGUACCUAGUUUUAAUUAUUCAUUUCAAUACUUACAGGUUCUCGAAUAAUGAUUUGACCUUUUCUUGCAUUUCGGUAUAUCAUAUUUUAUUGUCUUUUUAUUAUUAUUUCUGCAAUAUUUCGAGAUGCAAACGAGGUUCCAGCUAAAUCUUCUUGAAUGUAGAGCUGCUCUAUUUCUUGGAGAGCAGUUGUUUUUUCAAGUGAGAUCUUCUUAUGUCGCUUCGAUAUGAAGUUCUGGUCCUUCUAAGUACCUUCCAAGUUUCAGUUUCGCCAUGCUUUUUCUGUUUUCUUUUUUAUUUUUGUGCACCAUAUAGUUUUUUUUAUAUUAAACAUUUUAUAUUAGCCAUUACUAAUUACUUACAUAACUAUUGAAUAGGAUACGUUUGAAAUAAUAUAUUGAAUUAAAGACAUUAAUUCUGACGCGCGAUAUCGAUGCCCCCGCGAGCGAUACCACGGGCAGAAAUUAGUAAUGAAAUAAUUAAAUUUACAAUUUUCCUUUACUUAAGGCGUUUAUUUUUGUAGCAUCUUUUAAUUAAUUACGGCCUACUUUCAUUUAGCGCGGUUGCAUGGUUUGCCUCUGGGCGCUUUAUUACUCCUGUCCGGUCCAGUGCUCAUCUAAAGGGUGCCACGGCCCGUGUUAUCAUAGAUCGUGCCGCGCCUGUGAACUUACCGACUCCCGACGGAUCUGACGGGCGAGAACAGGCUUCAUCGGGUGCGACGGUUCCCAUGGCCUGUUAUAACACGGGCCGUGGGACCCCACCUUGACGUGUUCACACUCGAUCCUUUUGACUGCAACAUGAAACGAGCGCCCCCGCAAGUUUUAGCGCCAGACCUCAGUCUAAACUCGAAAGGUUUAUUUGUAACCAUUGAAUACUUCGCACCUCCAGGAUGUGUCACAUCCUCAUCACCAAGUUUUGUGUCGUGCUAAGUUCAAACCAUAAUGAGUCGAUUAAAGUAAUGAGAGAGCGUACAUUACACGCAGAGCACAACUAAGACGGCGAGCAAUCGCCCCCGUGCGCUUUCAUGGUCACAGAAUACAUAAGAAAGGAAGAUCUGUACACAGAUAAUAUAAAAACGACUUAAAACUUCAACAGACAGUGCAUGGCGCAUGCUUACAGAAGCAAGCGAUUUGUCGCGUUCUUUGGCUUACCUUUUGGUUGAUUUCGGCGGCUGGUGCGGCCGCCUUAACAGAACUUAAUAUUUAAAGAUUAUCAAUUAUUUAAAAUGUAAUGUCUUAAUAGGCCUAAACAGCGUCACGCCGAUUUAGUUACUAGCAUAUAAAUGUUAAUCUUAAGCGCUGUAUAGCUAUAUCUAUGCUGUUUUAGGUACCUUUGUAUUUAUGGGUGAUAAAGGAAUUAGUUAUUAUGUAAGCUCAAGCGAAUGGAGAACGUAAUUACAACAAAUAUGAAUUUAUAGGAUUAUUGCGUUAUUUCUGCUCAGUUCAUUGUAGCGCUGUUAUUAAUUGCAUUUUAUUGAAUCUAUUUAAUGUGAGAAUAUAAUUUAAUUUUAUGAUUUUGUCGACAUUUUAUGUUUCAUACUAUACAAUAUAAGAAGAGGUACAUAUUUGAUGAAGAUAAAUUAACCGAGUGCAACACAAUAUAUAUAAAUAUUACCAAAGAAAUUUUGAUAGUAAAAAGGGUCCUAAUUUAGUGCCAUUAUUGUUUGAAGUUCAAGGUAGGUAUUUGUCGCAGUUUUUGAGAGUGGCCCUUUACGUUUAGUAGAAACACAUUCCAUUCUUGCAGUUUCAUUUUCAAUAAACAAAUAAAUAACAUAACUCUACAAUAUAUGUAGAUAUUUGUAUAUUAUAUGGAAAAUACCCUCAAUUUAUUUUUCAUUUUAAUUGACAAUGGCGUCUAUAGACACAAAAUAGUCAACAUGGCUGAUUGAUUUAACAAUAAUUAAUGUUACAAGAAGUCAAAGGUCACCUGUACUUCAUGAUAAUUAGUUUGGUUCCUUAUAGAUUUUUAAUAAUUAACAGCAUCACAUUCGUUUAUAGGUUCUUAAAUAGGUUAUAUUUACAAGUUUUACAUUGCGCGUACUAAUAAAGUUAUCAUUUAUUUUUGACCAUAUAAAAUAUAAUAUUUCGUAUUUACCUUGUGUGGUUGUAUGUUAGUUUUGAAUCUAUUAAUCGUUAGUGAUAAAUAAAUGCAAGCAACCAAUUUUUUUUUAAAUUUAUUUAGUGGCACGGCAUGCAAGUCCAUAGGCCGCAACCAAUUAUUCACCGACUGGGUUGCCAAUCAACUGUCCCAUUUCAACAAAGAAAAAUCUAUAUUGUAAUUAAAAUUGUAACACUGCAGUUGUUAGAUGGAUUCUCGUCUGUUUUUAUUUGUUAUGUUGUUUGUUGCUUUUGGAAUUAUUUUGAAAUAAAAAAUUGAGCUGA